Molecule: messenger RNA, 267 nt
Organism: Synchytrium microbalum
Lineage: Eukaryota; Fungi; Chytridiomycota; Chytridiomycetes; Synchytriales; Synchytriaceae
Exons: 2
Coding region: 1-267 (88 amino acids)
Biological process (GO): mitochondrial respiratory chain complex IV assembly
Cellular component (GO): mitochondrial intermembrane space
Source: RefSeq, a predicted model, not a curated record
AUGUCAGCACCUCCAAACAUCGUAAUCUCGGUCCCGCAUUCACGUAAACCAACAGACGACGAAGACGACGAAUACACAUCACGAAUCAAAAAAACAGGAUGUCUAGAAUUUCAUGAAAAGCUGCAGGACUGCUACUAUGGUAAAAAGGAUUGGAGAGCUUGUAAACAGGAAAUGGCGGAUUUCAGAGACUGUUUUGAUAAGUACCAGCAACAAUCACAAGCUAGCCAGGCUGGUCAAAUGAGGGAAAAGAUUGGUGGUGGUGGAUAA